Lactuca saligna is the source of this 1919-nucleotide messenger RNA. NCBI's taxonomy places the organism in Eukaryota, Viridiplantae, Streptophyta, Magnoliopsida, Asterales, Asteraceae. The record is from the annotation of a GenBank genome assembly.
CUAACAAACAUAAAACCCUACACUGAAAAUCCCCCAAUUCAAUCGAAUCCCUCCGAACCUUAGUCGAGAAGCCUAUUCGAUACCUUAAUUCAAUCAAAUAUGCAGCAAGCCAAUCAAUCAGAUUCAGAAACCGAAGCUACGGGCUCCGAUAUGAUCCCACGGAGAAAAGGGAAUAUCGGUUCAGAGAAUAUGACAGAGUACGAGAAACAGAGAAUGAAAAGAAUUGAAGAGAACAAGGCGAGAAUGAGAGCAAUGGGUUUAGACAAAAUGGCGUCUUCGUUUAUGGGUUCGGUUCCUGUUUCUCGAAACGCGAACAAAAAGGGCAAACAGAAGGUGGGUUUGGAGGACGACGAGGAGUAUAAGCCACCUGUUGAGGAUGACGAAUUAAGCUCUGCAAGUGAAUCAGAUGGUGACGAUUACGAUGAUGAAUUGCACAUGUCUCGAACGAAGCCAAAGGUGAAAAAUUCAACACCUAGCAAGAAAAUUUCAAAGCUUUCAGAAAACUCGGAUUUUGUUGGUGAUGAUGAUGAUGACGCCUUGAUGAAGGCCAUUGCUCUUUCUCUACAAGAUUCACCAGGUUUUUUGGAUGUAACGAGCAAAACGCCUCCUCAAAAAUCUGAUUCAAAGGUAUCACAUGUUGAAAAAAAGCAGAUUGUACGUAAAGAUGAUUCUGGAAAUCGGAAGAGGAAAAACUGGUUUGCAAGUCGAGUUCAAAUGACAGAGGAUGAAUUGAUACUACACUUCUUUCAGUUUGAUGAAGUAGGCAAAGGGGGGAUAGGUGUUAGGGAUUUGAGAAGAGUAGCAGCUUCACAUGAUUUUACAUGGACAGAUGAAGAGAUGGGGGAUAUGAUUCAAUUCUUUGAUAGCAAUGGAGAUGGAAAGCUAAGCCUUGAGGAUUUCACUAAGAUUGUUGAGCGAUGUCACAUGAGACAAGGUCUGAAAAUACACAAUUGGCAUCAUGAGAAAAUAAGGGCAGAUAUCUCACUCGAAGUCGAAGAACACCCAUUUCCUUUUCCCCCAAACGCCAUGCGAAGGAAGCUUGAUUCCAGGUGGUUGGGUGGAUUCAGUCUAGGAAUUGAUCUUGGGUUGUCUCGUACCGGUCUUGCCAUAAGCAAAGGAUUCUCAGUUCGCCCCCUCAAGGUUCUGGAAUUAAGGGGCCAAAAGCUUGAGAAGGGUCUGCUUGAAAUUGCUCAAGAACAGGAGGUAGAUGAGUUUAUUAUUGGGUUGCCCGUUUCAUCAGAUGGAAAAGAGACGCCACAAUCUAAUAAAGUUCGUAGCGUUGCAGGUAGGAUAGCCAUUUGGGCUGCAGAGAGGGGUUGGAGAGUAUACUUACAAGACGAACAUGGCACAUCUACAGAUGCAAUGAACCGGAUGAUUAACCUGGGCCUCAACAAAUCGGAUCGCAAACAAAGUCUUGAUGCUUAUGCAGCCAUGAUGGUGUUGGAGAGGUAUUUCUCGGAAUCAGGGGAGAGGGUAGAGUUGGUUUUGCCAAAGCAAUUGGAGCUCCAAGAGAAGCUUCGAAAAGGUCCACAAUCAGAAUCAGAUGAUGACGUGGACUUCUUCUAAGAUGACAUAACCAUUCUUCACUUCUACAAUGAAAAUAUGAAAUGGACCAAAACCCAUGAUUCCUUGUUGGGGUGCACAUUGUGUUUUACAAUGGAAUUUGACCCAAGUUCAAAUUUCACAGGCUUCAGUCUCAAUCCCAACGUUGAGUUGUACAUUGUGCUUUGGGAAUUUUCAGAGGCAUAGGCUGAAAGAAUGUAUGCUUGGCCUUGAAUGGUGUAUUAGGUGGAACAAAUAUGAAAAUUUGUUACUAUUUUAGUGAAAUGAUGUUUUUUUUUUUAAUUUUAGAAACGAUGAAUCAACGUUAUUGAUUCCACAUUGGAAUAUAUUUUUAUUGAAGUUCUACAUCCCUUUUA